This is a messenger RNA of Aphanomyces astaci, 1219 nucleotides long. RefSeq lists its product as hypothetical. The transcript has 3 exons. The coding region runs from base 367 to 1152 and encodes 261 amino acids. The record is from RefSeq and is a predicted model, not a curated record. Lineage: Eukaryota; Oomycota; Saprolegniomycetes; Saprolegniales; Verrucalvaceae.
ACCAUUUAUUAAUAUAAAUACUGUAUGUAAAAAGCAAAUCGAAAUACGUCAAAGCAUCCGGAUACCCAAUGUGCACUCACGAAUUGGCGGUUCCAAAAUCGAUAUGGGUUUCCCUCCGAACAACUUACUGUGCAACAACAGGUGACCAAGCAAAUAGCCGCGUCGUCGUCUCUCCUGCGGUGCCUCGAAGGGCUGGUGAAACCAUCGUACGCCAAGCAGGCGGAAAAGUUUGUGCACCGGUCGUAUUGCCCUCACGACAUCUUUGUGGGCAUUCGAGUGCCGCAAUGCCGUGAAGCAGUUAAGACGCAUUUGGCUGCUACUACCUUGAACGACGUGGUGGAUCUCCUCCACGAUGCGCGUCACGAGAUGCGCCUGACAGGGUUCAUUGCCUUGACCGAGGCGUUCCUUCGUCCCACCACGACAUCGUGGUGGAGUGACACCGAAGACGUUGUGCCUGUGGACGAUCACAUCAAGCAGCUAGGUAGGUACACGAGACUAUCCUUAGUCCAUUUCGAUAUAUGGGUUUCAUCUUACCUAAUAGACUACUCGGCGGACGACUUACGCCGCCAUGCGAUUGCCAAGAUAUACUUGGCUAACACUAGCCACUGCAACAACUGGGACUUGGUGGACGCGUCGGCGCACAAGAUUCUUGGCGAGCAUUUAAUUCGCUUUCACGUAGCCGACUUGGCCAGUUUCGUCCUUGCGGGCCCCACCGCCGAGGCCAUAGACUUGCUACCAGCAUGGUACCAGCGUCUGUUGCGGUCAAACGACCUGUGGGAGACUCGCAUUUCGAUCGUGUUGUUGCUCAAGCUCCUUCCAACCGAGCACUAUCACGUGGCAUAUGCCGUUUGCCUCUACCACAUCAACAAGUUCCAUGCGGAUCCGCUACUCCGUUGUACCAUUCGUGGCGUGCCGUUUGAGAGUUUGGACUUGAUCCACAAAGCACUUGGGUGGGUCUUGCGCGAAGCGGGCAAGCACGACCCUGCUCGCUUGACCCAGUUCCUACACGAACAUGCGUCCAAAGCGUUCAAGACCACGGUGCGGUACGCCACAGAACACAUGACCCGACCCAAAGCAAAGCGGUUUCUGGACGUUGCUCAGCGGGGGGUCGGGGGUAGUGUCGUCGUCGUUGCCCCGUUGUUGGAGGAAUAAGUAGCCUAGGCAUAAAAACGACAUCUCGCUGCAACUUCAAUGUUUGCCCUUUGGUAUACUACUGUAC